This is a messenger RNA of Jaculus jaculus (lesser Egyptian jerboa), 3749 nucleotides long. RefSeq names its product delta/notch like EGF repeat containing (gene Dner). The coding region runs from base 1 to 2865 and encodes 954 amino acids. Gene Ontology annotation, biological process: establishment or maintenance of epithelial cell apical/basal polarity; heterophilic cell-cell adhesion. The record is from RefSeq and is a predicted model, not a curated record. Gene Ontology annotation, molecular function: calcium ion binding. The transcript has 14 exons. Gene Ontology annotation, cellular component: plasma membrane; protein-containing complex. NCBI's taxonomy places the organism in Eukaryota, Metazoa, Chordata, Mammalia, Rodentia, Dipodidae.
AUGGAGUUGAAGGGGUGGGGACAAGUUGGGCCGAGCCUUGGCCUUCGUUGUCGCCACAGCAGUAACAGCCUGGCCUGGACGUUCAGCCCCGAAGCUGGUCAGGCCAAAGCUCCUGUCACGCAGAGGUCAGUGGCCAGCACCGUCGCUGUCAGGGCCUUUGUGGACGUGCACAUCAGUUCUUUGAGUUGCGACAGAGUUCUGGAAGGGGAUUCAAAUGACCCACUGGCUUCCAGUCCAGCAGGCCCGGGUCCUCGUUUCUUGUCGGAUUCAACCACGAGCGAGUCCUCGCAUCCUCUCUGGGCUCUGCACAGCCAGUCACCGGUUGCCUGCGCUCAGCACAGCGCGGGCCGACGGCGGAUGCUCGGUCAGCACCAAGGACAAGGACCUCGGGGCGCAGGGCGACCAAGGUCACUUUCGCAGGAGCCAGUUCGCUGGUGGGCCCGUGACCCCGACCGCCUCGCAGGCAGCACGUGCCCCCGCUCCCGGCGCGGUGCUCGGGUGGGCGCCCCGCCUCCCGGCCCCGCCCUCCGGCCCCGCCCACGGUUUCCCGGGGAACCACGGUUCCCGCAGCUGCAGGAGGCGCCGGUCCCGCGGAGCAGCCCCAGUCGCCGCCGCCGCCGCCGCCGUCAGCGCCGCGCCCCGCUCCGGCUCCCGCUCCUGCGCCCCCGGCCGGCCAUGCCUGCCCGCCGCGCCCCGAUGCUGCCCGCGCUGGCCCUGCUGCCGCUGCUGCUCGCGGCCGGGCCCCGCGGCGCCUGCCUGGCCAGCCCGCUGCCCGCCGCGCCCCUGCCGGAGCCGGGACCGUGCGCCGCGCAGCCCUGUCGGAACGGGGGCGUGUGCGCCCCGAGAGCCGUGCCCGGCCCGGAGCACCCGGGACCCGCCGAAGAGCCCGGCUACAGCUGCACCUGCCCCGCCGGAGUCUCGGGCACCGACUGCCAGUUUGUUGCAGAUCCUUGUGCCAGCAACCCUUGUCACCAUGGCAACUGCAGCAGCAGCAGCAGUGACGGCUACGUCUGCAUCUGUGAUGAGGGAUAUGAAGGUCUCAGCUGUGAACAGGCACUUCCCAGUACCCCAACCUCUGGCUGGACCGAGUCCAUGGCACCCAGACAGCUUCAGCCUGUCCCUGCGACCCAGGAGCCUGACGUUAUCCUGCCUCACUCUCAGGCAACGGUGACGCUGCCAACCUGGCAGCCGAAAACAGGGCAGAAAGUGAUAGAAAUGAGAUGGGAUCAAGUGGAGGUGAUCCCAGAUGUUGCCUGUGGGAAUGCCAGUUCCAACAGCUCUGCAGGUGGCCGCCUGGUGUCUUUUGACGUGCCACGGAACACCUCUGUAAAAAUCCGGCAAGACGCCACUGCCUCACUGAUCUUGUUGUGGAAGGUCACAGCCACAGGCUUCCAGCAGUGCUCCCUCAUAGAUGGACGGAGUGUGACACCCCUCCAGGCUCCUGGCGGUCUUGUCCUCCUAGAAGAGAUGCUGGCUUUGGGACCCAAUCACUUCAUUGGUUUUGUGAAUGACUCUGUUACCAAAUCUAUUGUGGCCUUGCGUCUGACUCUGGUAGUGAAGGCCAGCACCUGCGUGCCUGGGGACAGCCACGCAAAUGACUUGGAGUGUUCCGGAAAAGGGAAGUGUACCACAGAGCCAUCAGAGGCAACGUUUUCCUGCACCUGUGAAGACCAGUACAUAGGAACUUUCUGUGAAGAAUUUGACGCCUGUCAGAGGAAACCCUGUCAGAAUGAGGCAAGCUGUGUCGAUGCAAAUGAGAAGCAGGAUGGGAGUAAUUUCACCUGCAUUUGCCUUCCUGGGUACACUGGAGAGCUUUGCCAGUCCAAGAUCGAUUACUGUGUCCUUGACCCAUGCAGAAAUGGAGCCACAUGCAUUUCCAGCCUCAGCGGAUUUACCUGCCAAUGUCCAGAAGGCUACUCUGGCCCUGCCUGUGAGGAGAAGGUGGACCCCUGCCUGCCAUCGCCCUGCCACAACAACGGCACCUGCUUCGCGGACGGGGUGCGCUUCACCUGCAGCUGCAGCCCGGGCUUCACGGGUCUCACCUGCGCUCAGCUCGUGGACUUCUGCGCCCUCCGCCCGUGUGCUCAUGGCACCUGCCGCAGCGUGGGCACCAGCUACAAAUGCCUCUGCGAUCCAGGGUACCACGGCCUGUACUGUGAGGAGGAGCGCGACGAGUGCCGCUCGGCGCCGUGCCGCCACGCCGCCACCUGCCGCCACCUGCCCGACGGCUACGAGUGCGCGUGCGCGCCCGGCUACACAGGAGUGCACUGUGAGCUGUCCAAGGACCCCUGUGCGAAUGUCAGCUGUCUGAACGGAGGCGCCUGUGACAGCGAGGGCCUCAACGGCACGUGCAUCUGCGCGCCAGGGUUCACAGGUGAAGAGUGUGACAUUGACAUUAAUGAGUGUGACAGCAGCCCUUGCCAGCAUGCCGGAACCUGCUUGGACCAGCCCAAUGGCUACACUUGCCACUGUCCCCAUGGCUGGGUGGGAGCAAACUGUGAAAUCCACCUGCAGUGGAAGUCUGGGCACAUGGCCGAGAGCCUCACCAGCAUGCCCCGGCACUCGCUCUACAUCAUCAUCGGAGCCCUUUGCGUGGCGUUCGUGCUGAUGCUGAUCAUCCUGAUCGUGGGCAUCUGUCGCAUCAGCCGCAUCGAGUACCAGGGCUCCUCGCGGCCCGCCUAUGAGGAGUUCUACAACUGCCGCAGCAUCGACAGCGAGUUCAGCAAUGCCAUUGCCUCCAUCCGACAUGCCAGGUUUGGAAAGAAAUCCAGGCCCGCAAUGUAUGAUGUGACUCCCAUCGCCUAUGAGGAUUACAGUCCUGAUGACAAGCCCUUGGUGACACUGAUUAAAACAAAAGAUUUGUAAUCUUUUUUUGAUUAUUUUUCAAAAGAUGGGAUACUAAGAUCAUUUAAAUAUUUUUAAGAAAAUUAAAAAGCUUAAGAAAUGUAAAACGUUAGCUGCGCAAGAGUUUUCAGUAGACUAUCGAAGAACUAAUUUUCUGCAGCUUUUAGUUUGGAAAAAAUAUUUUAAAAACAGAAUUUGUGAAAUCCAUAGACUAUGUUUUAAUGUACUUUCAGCUCUCAACACUGUAAUGCUUCUAGUAUGUGCUCCUUUCAUGACGAACCCAGAUGAGCUUCUGUGGUGUUGCAGAAUAGGUCUAGUCAAGAAGUUCCUUUCUGACGUGUGAGUGCCGGCUUUCUGAGUAGUUAGGAAAAUAUGUCAAGUAGAGUAUGACACAUAAUACAGUAUACAUGUUAACUUACAAAGACGUCUGAGGUGUUUGUUUUGUGAAAAAGAAAAUAGUUAAAUUUCUUCUUCCUAACCAGAAUGAAAUUAGCCUCUGCAUUAUUCUGUGCAUGGGUAAGUAACUUCUUUUCUGCACUGUUUCGUUGAUCUCUGUGGAAACAUUUUCUCAAGUUUGUUUUUGUCAUUUUUUUGUAAUAGUUGUUAAACUUGGCCUUGGGAACAUACAUAACAAAAGGGCCUUAUGAUUGAUUCUCAACCUGUAUUUUUUUAAAGUUGAGUUUUUUUCUCCUUUUUUGUAUUGUGAGUGAAUUAAAUUGCAUUCGAGUUGCUCAUUGCUAAGAGGUAGUGAAAUGUAAGAGCGCACUGGUUCCUUCGGUAGUGCUUCUCAUAGUGAAUCUUUAUUUAUAUCCAGGAGAUUUUUGUGGCUGUAUUUGAUUGAAAUGUGCUUCAUAUGAUUCUUGCUAAUUUUGAAGAAUAUUGAAUAAAUGUUAGCAGGUCAAGGA